Chelonoidis abingdonii (Abingdon island giant tortoise) is the source of this 6542-nucleotide messenger RNA. NCBI's taxonomy places the organism in Eukaryota, Metazoa, Chordata, Testudines, Testudinidae. The record is from RefSeq and is a predicted model, not a curated record.
GAUCCUCAGUGCUCUGUGGGGUGUGUGUGUGUGGAGGAGACUUGUGUAUCCUAUUGCCAUGGGGGGGGCGAGGUGACACUGGCUCAAGCUGGAGCAGGAGUCACAAAUUAAUCUUUGUGGCCGGCUCACACCCAGUAUAGAUAGCCGCCCUGUGUUAGCAAGGAGCUGCUGUAGUGUCACCCAGGGGUGCCGAGUCCCCCCACAUUCUCCAUGGCUAGACCUGUGUCAUUCCUGCAGUGCUUGUGCCCUUGUUCCUCUUACUGCAGUACCUGGGGGCAGGCAGUGGCCGAUUAGGGAAUGGGACACUUAAGCCUGAGUCUCCCCAUUUCUGGGCUCCCAUGCUUGGAUUUCCAGACUAGGGCUUAGAUACCCCAACAAUAGGCUUGUUAAAGAUCCCUUGGCUAUGCUGGACAACAUGGGAUGCAGCGUGGGUCUAGUGGAUGGAGCACUGGGCCAGAUGUCAGGAGUCCUCCAUUCAGUUUCUUGCUUUGCCCCUAACGUACUGGGUGACUUUGAGCAAGCCACUCCCCAGCCCACUGCCUCAGUUUCUCCAUUUUUACAAUGGAGGUGGUGAUACUGGCUUCCUGUGUAAAGUGCUUUGAGCUGUAUGGAUGAGAAGUGCUAGAUGCAGAGAACAGAUUCUAGUUUUCUAGCUUCUCUUGAGAUUUAUGGGCGCUGUAGAGGACUUGAUUUCGUUUUUGCUUUGCGUAGCAGGCACUUGCCGUGUGCUCUCUGGAAGGAUGGACAGGGGCUGGCCCUGCUUUCAUGGAGGAUCUGACAUUCUGAAAUGGCUUUGGCCUGAAUCAGAGCUCUGUGAGCUCCUUUCUCACCAGCUGAAGUUGGGCCAAGAAAAGCAGUUCCCUCACGCACCUUGUCACUCUCGUUCUGGGAAAAAGAUUGAUUUUGUUCAUGUUUUACAAAGCAAAUGUGUUCCCAUGUCUGCCUGGAAGUCAGUUCACUUCAGAGUUGCCCUGUAUCCUGGACCUCGUCACACUUUCCUGUUUAACUGCAUCCCAGGAGAUGCCUUGGCUGACUGGUAGGCAGCAGCUCUUGCCUCGUGGAAGCAUGGCUGUAGCUUGAGUUGUGUGGGAGUUUAGCUGACUAGACAGGGAGCUGUCCUGGAGGCGUUCGGUGAUCGAGGCAAAAUUAAAUGUAAGAACCCUCCCAAGUAUUUGCUAUGUGAUGUCACAUCUUUGUAUUCGGAUCCUCUUUCUGCUAACACAAAGCACAGUGACUUCAGAUAUGCCAGGAUUGGGGCUGUCUGGGGAGAGGAGCUUUCAUGCAAGUUGUGUGGAAAACUUGUUUCCUGGCUGCUUUUGAGCCUGUUCCGGCCAUUGCUAAGACCUGCCCCCGGGGCCUGUCCUGCUCUAGAGCCCUAGGAUGGGCCAGGUUCUCUGGUCCAGCAGCCGGGGCCCAGUCAGCUUGCACUGGUGGUGGUGCCAAUGUGCCUUUGGAAACCUUGCGGCCCCUCUGAGAGAUGUUUGUCCGCUGGGAACCUUCCAUUCAAGGGUGGCCAGCUUUGCCCAGGCAAGGCCAGGCUGGCAGCUCAUCAGGAGAUCGGACUUUGUGCCUAGCAGGCUUGAAGUGAAGCAGAUGGAUGCGCUUCAGUACAGAGUGCUUCUCUCUGGAGGAAGAUGAGCUGAGCCUGCACUUGGUUCCCGCCUGCAGCGAUGCCAUCCUGGAGGCCGAAGGGAUCCUGGGAACGAUGCAGAGCUACCUGGACUCAUCCGUGAUCUCUAUCAUUGAGGACUUCGGCACCCUGACCGAGAACAAGACCUGCCUGGAUGCUCCAAACGAGCUGUCCCUGCUGACGGCCAUCACCGAGAUCCUGGACAGCACGGACGACGAGACCCUGUCUCCGUUUGACACCACCUUGGACUCCGAAUUGCUGGCACUGCCCCGGGAACGCGAAUGUUCUUCGUUUCAGAAGUUUCUCAGCUUGUCCCGGGCCUCCCCUGAGUGCAGAGUUCCUGCCCUAGAAGAUCCGUGGGGCCUCAGCAGCCCAGCUGCCAUCGGCAAGGUGGAGACGGGCCCGGUGGAUCUGCCCUGGAACCGUCCACUGAGCUGCCUUGAAGAGCCGACAGCACCAAAGCUGCGCCCCAGCAGAGUGCCCUGGACGGAGCGGAAGCUCCCCAGGCCCCAGCCCCUCCCGCAGCGCAGCGAUGGGGAGGAGGAGGAGGACACUGCUAGCCCUGGACAGCACGGCGGCAUGGCAGCGACAGGGGGUCUGCGGGAGAGCCCCAUGGAUUUGUGCGCUGAGGCUGGGGGUGAGGAGGCGGUGUGGCUGGAAGACACUGACACUCCCUGCAUCAUUAGCACGGGGGCCGGGUCCCUUAGUGAGCUGGUGAAGUCCAUGCACCCGUACUGCCUGCCCACGCUCACCGUGUGCCUGGACCCUGCGAGCGAGCCGGUGGCAAAGGAGUUCUUAUCCGGCCCGCUCCUGCUGGAGAUUGUGCCGGGCGAAGGCGAGAGCCUGGAGAUCCCUGUGGUCCUGCAGCAGCUGGGCCCAGGAGCCCAGCUCCCAGCUGAAGGGGAAGGAGCCAGUGGUUGCCUGCCUGGUGAGAGGGGUGGUGCUCUGGAGCCGUUGCUGAUGCAUGGUGUGGUGCCAGUGGGAAUGCCUGCCCAGGGGUGCGAGACUGGGGGCCCCAUCAGGGCCCCCCAAGAAGAGCCUCCCAGCCCAACCCAGGCAAGAGAGUCACCCCAGGGGAUUGACCCCGAAGCGAAGGAUGAGGUGAGGCAAAGAGACCGGGAUCUGGAGAGAAGCUCCCGGCACAGCACGGAGGCGCCAGUGGGUGGGAAGCACCAGGGCACCGAAAAGGGCCGAGGGCGCGAGAGGGCCAGGAAAAGUCGGAAAAAGAAAAGGGAGGAAUCGCAGAAGGGCCAGGCCAAGCCAGAUGGGGACUGCGUGGUGUGCAGGUUCCGUUCUACGUCCACGGUGCAGCCGCCAGCGUCCCAGCGCUCCCCCAGCUGGGCAGCCCGGCCCUCUGUGCAAGUGUCCACCUUCCUGGAAAAGCAACUGGACCAGGCCAAGAAGGAAGGGCAGAUGGAGCUGCAGUUUGCCAGAGGGAGGCCUAGGGCAGCAGCAGCUGGGGGCGGCCUGCAGAGGAAGGGGCACGCUGCGAUGCAGAAGGAGCUGGAGGCGGAGAAGACCAACACGCAGCCAGCUGGGCAGAGUGCCGAGACAUCCAGGCCCUUGGAGCAGGCCGUGCACAGCCCCGGGGCGCAGGGAGAGGUAGCUCCUGGGUGCAGUGAGGAGAGCCAGCCUGCCCCCCCCAAAGGGAGCACCCCCCCACACCAGGACCUCAGUGCUGAGGGGGAGGCUCCCCAGAGCCCGCAGGAAGCGGAGCGGGCUGGGGCCGAGGCUGCUGGCUGGCCAUCCAAGCCCAAGGCGCUCAGCUUGACCGAGUACCGGCUGCGGAUGCUGCGCCGCCAGCCCAGCAGGGCUGAUGGGAAGGAGGGGGAGAAGCAGGCAGCAAGCAAGUGGCCCAUCGUCCCCGAGCCCCCUACGGAGCUGGCCGAGAUCCCGUGCCUAAUGGCGGCCGUCCGCCCCCCGCCCUCGCAACCUGCUCAGCCCGUGGAGACGCCCAGCUCCCAGAGGGGCCCGGAGACACCUGCCAGCCCCCCUGCCACCCCUCCUCUGGCCAGAAAGGCACCUGCAGGGCCCCCCCAGCCCGAGCCGGCUCCAGUGCCCCCAGGGCUACAGCUGCCUGUCCCUCCACCGGCCCUGGGGUCUGCUGGUGCAGUAACGCCGCAGGCCUCCCCGGCACCCUAUGGCGUCUACCCACCGGUGCCUUCCUGGCCUUGCUUUGGGCCUCCACCUGCCGGCUACCCCAGUCUGCCUCUGCCACCGGCCGCUGGCGGGUCACCCAAUACCUUUCACCUGGUGCCUGGCCUGCCCCCGCCAGCUAUGGCCUGGCCCCCCCCUGCCCUGCCACUCCCUCCGUUCGGCCCAGGCGCCCCGUGUCCCCCCCUGGGCUGGCCCCUGUGCCUCCAGCCGCCCUACUGGCCCGGGAUCCCCCUGCCACCUCCCAUGGUGUACAGCGAUCCAGGUGCCGCUCUGCACAGCCCAGGGGCAAACCCCUUCCCAAGUAACCCAGCCGCCCUGGCACCGAGCUGCCAAGAGCCUUCAGCUUUCACAGUACAGCCAGCGAAGCCAGUGCUGGCCAGCCAGGCGACCGCUGCUGCCAAGCAUGAGGUGCCAGCCCAGACCCCGCAGUGUGGAGCACAGCCCUCCGGCCGGGCAUCUGAUCCCAGGAGGCAGAGCCGGCCUGUGGGCAAGUCACCUGCCCUCCAGCCUGUAGGGCAGCCCCCUAUUGCCACCACCCAGACCGUGGGGGAGUCAGCCACUGCCUGGCCUGGAGGGCAGCCCCCUGCCCCUUGGCCUGUAGGGGAGCCCCCUGCCCAGCCUACGAGGGAUCCCUCUGCCCCUUGGCCUGUGGGGCAGCCCCCUGCCCAGUCCACGAGGGAGCCCCCUGGCCCUCGGCCUGUGGGGAAGUCGUCUGCUGCCCAGCCCCCUAUUGUCACUGCCCAGCCCAUGGGGGAGUCUCUUCCUGCUGCUGCCCCUUGGGGGCAGUGGGGUGCUGAGGAGGGGGUGGGGGACGUCGAGGAGGGAGCAGCGAGGCCACUCAUCCAGGGUGCCAGCAAGUGUCCCUCGGCACUGCUGCUACUGGAGGAGGCUCGUCAGCCUGAGCCGCUCUGCCCCAGCUCUGGACCCGAGCCAGGAAGUGACCUGAUAAGCCGCCUCUCUCCCGCCGCAGGAAUCGAAGCCUCGGACCUGUCCAGCCUGCUGGAGCAGUUUGAGAAGACUGAAGCCACAAAGGAGGAGCUGCACGUGCGACGCCCUAGGGACGGGCUGGUGCUGGGGAAUGCUGGCAGGUCGGAGAGCCACCAGGACAAGAACCCGCCAGAUAGCCUGCAUGCCCCGGAGCUGGCCAAUGUCGCUGGCCUCACCCCACCAGCGACACCGCCCCACCAGCUCUGGAAGCCCCUGGGUGCAGUCUCGCUGCUGGGGAAGCCUGGGGCCGCUGCCCAGGAGAGCAGCCAGAGAACUGCCAAGUUCAUGGAGGCCAAGCCGCUGCCCCAGAGCAAACCUCGGGGGAAGGGCCAGCUCCCCACGACCUGCAGCCCACCCCCCAGGCAUGUGGGCUCCGGAGACCAUGACUACUGCAUCCGUGGCCCUGCCCAGCCAGAGGAGGGCUCCAGGCUCCCUGGCACAUCAGCCCCAUUGGAGCUGGGCUCCCGCUGGAACGUGAAGCAUCACCAGGAUAUCACCAUCAAGCCACCCUCCUCCCUCCCCACACGGACGCUGGCCUGGCCCGGGCUCAGCCCCAAGCCUGGAGCUGCCCCUGGUUCCAGCGAGCAGCUGGAUCACCGGACUAGUGCCCAAACCCAGGUUGUUGCUGAGCGGAGCAGCCCCCGCCCCUCAGUCCUGCUGUCUCCAGACGCGUCCCCCUGCCGGGACGAGGAGCCGCGGACUCGGGACUCGCAGCCGAAGCAGCUGGCUGCGAAGAGGUCCCUACGCUGCUACCGGAGACGUGGGGCGUCGCCAAGCCCCCGGGCCCGUGCCAGCCGCUCUUUCAGCUCCACGUCCAGCGGGGCCAGCGCCUCCUCGUCGUCGUCCUCCUCCUCCUCCUCCCGGUCUCGGUCCCGGUCGCUGUCUCCCCCACCAAAGCGGUGGCGAAGGUAUCGCUCCAGACACUCCCGUAGCUCCCACUCCUCCCGCUCCAGCUGCGGGUCGUGCGGCCGGUCCCGGGGGAGGUCGUCGUCAUCCUCAUCCUACUCAUCCAGAUCCUCCUCGGCUUCCCACAGCCGCUCCCCGUCCCCCCGCAGGAGGAGUAACCGGAGGAGAAGGUACGAUUACUGCGACCUUCCAGAUCGCUGCCAGCACCAGAAAGUCCUCCACAAGGAACGUGCAAUAGAGGAGAGGAGAGUCGUCUUCAUCGGCAAGAUCCCCAGCAGGAUGACGCGGGCAGAGCUCCGGCACCGCUUCUCCGUGUUCGGGGACAUCGAGGAGUGCACCCUCCACUUCCGGGCUGAGGGGGACAACUAUGGCUUCGUCACCUACCGCUAUGCCAAGGAGGCCUUCGCCGCCAUUGAGAGUGGCCACAAGCUGCGGCGCCCAGACGAGCAGCCCUUCGACCUGUGCUUCGGGGGGCGGCGCCAGUUCUGCAGGAGGAACUACGCGGACCUGGAUUCCAACCGGGAAGAUUUCGACCCUGCCCCCGUCAAGAGCAAGUUUGACUCCCUCGACUUUGACACCUUAUUGAAGCAGGCGCAGCGCAAGCUGCGGAGGUAGCGCUGGGCCCAUGGCGGCUGUGCCCAGUGCCUGCGGGAGGUGCCAGCCGGCGCCCCGGCCUGGGUGCAGCCCAGUAGGGCUUUGCAGAGAAAUGAAAAAGACACACACAAAAAAAAAAAAAAAUCAAACCAGAUUUUUUUAAACAAUUUGUUUUUAUUACAAAUAUUUAAGGCCGACGAAUUGUCUCUGUUAACUGAGGGGCUGCCCCAGCCCAGUCGCUCUGGUUAAUAAACCCGACUCCAACCCA